This is a messenger RNA of Dicentrarchus labrax (European seabass), 1655 nucleotides long. RefSeq names its product WD repeat domain 45 (gene wdr45). Gene Ontology annotation, biological process: nucleophagy; autophagy of mitochondrion; protein localization to phagophore assembly site. Gene Ontology annotation, cellular component: cytosol; extrinsic component of membrane; phagophore assembly site membrane. Lineage: Eukaryota; Metazoa; Chordata; Actinopteri; Moronidae. The record is from RefSeq and is a predicted model, not a curated record. The transcript is spliced from 11 exons. The coding region runs from base 211 to 1272 and encodes 353 amino acids. Gene Ontology annotation, molecular function: phosphatidylinositol-3-phosphate binding; phosphatidylinositol-3,5-bisphosphate binding; protein binding.
GGAAGCACGUGUCUCAUACGUCACAGUUGAAAAACAAAAACAAAUCUUCGUCUUGCGACAUCUCUUGUUGUUGUUGUUGUUGUUGUUGUUGUUGUUGUGUUUCACGUUGUAUUUGGACGUGUUUGCUGCUUUAGAAAACCUCCACAUCGUCUCGACUUCAUGGUCGUCCUCCGGCUCCGGGUGAAGCUGUAGUUUACCGGUACCGUCGUCAUGGCUCAGCAGAGAGGAGUCAACAGCCUCCAGUUCAACCAGGACCAGAGCUGUUUCUGCUGUGCGAUGGAGACCGGGGUCCGGAUCUAUAACGUGGAGCCCCUGAUGGAGAAAGGCCACCUGGACCACGAGCAGGUGGGCAGUGUGGCUCUGUGUUCGAUGCUGCAUCGCUCCAACCUGCUGGCUGUGGUUGGAGGAGGAGUCAACCCAAAGUUCUCCGAAAUAUCUGUGCUGAUCUGGGACGACGCUCGAGAGUCUCGAGACCCCAAAGACAAGCUGGUUCUGGAGUUCACCUUCACCAAACCGGUUCUCGCCGUUCGCAUGAGGCACGACAAGAUCAUCAUCGUGUUAAAGAACAGGAUCUACGUUUACAGUUUCCCCGAUAAUCCCGUCAAACUGUUUGAGUUUGACACCAGAGACAACCCCAAAGGUCUGUGUGAUUUGUGUCCCAGUCUGGAGAAACAGCUGCUGGUGUUUCCAGGUCAUAAAUGUGGCAGCCUGCAGCUGGUUGACUUGUCCAACACCAAACCCGGAACGUCGUCUGCCCCGUUCACCAUCAACGCCCACCAGAGUGAGAUCGCCUGCGUGGCACUGAACCAGCCGGGCAGCGUGGCGGCUUCAGCCUCCCGCAAAGGAACGCUCAUCCGUCUGUUCGACACCACGACCAGAGACAAGCUGGUGGAGCUGCGCAGAGGAACCGACCCGGCCACCCUCUACUGCAUCAACUUCAGCCACGACUCGUCCUUCCUGUGCGCCUCCAGCGACAAAGGCACCGUUCACAUCUUCGCACUCAAAGACACCAAACUCAACCGUCGCUCUGCACUGGCUCGCGUCGGGAAGGUGGGUCCUGUGAUCGGUCAGUACGUGGACAGCCAGUGGUCGCUGGCCAGCUUCACCGUGCCGGCAGAGUGCGCCUGUAUCUGCGCGUUCGGAAAGAACACGUCCAAGAACGUCAACUCCGUCAUCGCCAUAUGUGUGGACGGGACCUUCCAUAAGUACGUGUUCACCCCCCGACGGAAACUGCAACCGAGAAGCCUUCGACGUCUAUCUGGACAUAUGUGAUGAUGAUGACUUCUGAGGCCGGCUGAAGGUCAUUAGCUGGAAGGAGAGAGCAGCGAGGACGAGGUGGAAACACGAGGAUGACGAAUGAAAAUGACUGCGGUUAAUGAUUAUUGUUGUGUUCUGGAGACAGAUGGGAAGACGGCUGGAGACAGAGAAUCAGAGACGUGUGGAGGAACAGACUUUAUGCUGGGGCCUGUUUUAUAAAGUCCUCUGUGUUUGUAAUCAGUUCCUGUAUGUAGCAGUGUGAAUAUGAGUCUGACUGGUUGAUGUGAACACUUAUAAAUGCGCUUAAACCUGGGAGGAAAAGUGGUUUGCUGUAUUUAUGAGAGCUUACCAGUUUAAGUCAAACAGAAAUUAAAUUUGUUUUUCUUAAGAAAUCAGAA